AACAUUAUCAAAUUUUCGGUUAGUAUUUAAGACAGUUCUGUUUCUUCUCAACUUCAGUGUACAAAGUGUGCCUAUCUAACAGAAACGUGCUUAUUUGGUGAAUCUAAAAAUUUACAACGUGAAAAUGCAAAGCAAUAUCUUCAUACUGGUAGCUUCCCUGCUCUGUGCUGUAGGAACUCAAGCCCUGACUACUCGGACAAGCUGUGGUAGCUUACCUAGUGACUCAAAAAUUCCAAACCCUAAAAACUGCUCUCAGUAUCUAUACUGUAAAAAUGGGAAUCUUCAAACUUUGACCUGCCCUCAAGAUUAUGAGUACAACCAAUUGCAAGCAAGGUGCGCGUACAAUCCAAAGUGCUGGAGCGAUGUGAAAGAUAUCACGGAUACACAUCCUUCCGCUGAGAAUCCAUGUGCAGGACGUUCGGAUGGAAUAUAUUUGCCAAGCCCACUAUCCUGUAGGCUGUUCUACUAUUGCAUGAAUAAUAUGUCUCUGCUGAGGAGUUGCCCGGAGGGAUAUGCAUUCAGUAGCUUAGAUUCAGUUUGUGUCCAGAAAACAACAAAUUGCAGCUAAAUCCUGACUCCAGCUGGGAGCGAUUUGUAGUUCCUAUAAAUAUUAAUUUCUAAAGAUAAGAGUGUUAUAAUGUUAGUGGACGUGUGUAAUAUUAACAAUAUUUAUUCAAAUUUGUUAAAGAUUC
Hermetia illucens (black soldier fly) is the source of this 692-nucleotide messenger RNA. RefSeq names its product peritrophin-44-like. Bases 125 to 568 code for a protein of 147 amino acids. The transcript has 2 exons. Lineage: Eukaryota; Metazoa; Arthropoda; Insecta; Diptera; Stratiomyidae. Gene Ontology annotation, molecular function: chitin binding. The record is from RefSeq and is a predicted model, not a curated record. Gene Ontology annotation, cellular component: extracellular region.